CUUGACAAAAAGUAUUGAGAUGCACAAAAAGAGCUGAAAGACUUGUUCCUAGGCAUCCAUCCAAGCAACUCCUAAGAGCAAAAGAUGACUUCAAAUUCAGUAACGCAACUGCUCUAGCAUUAGGUUUUAUCUUUCUUUAUUAUACUUUGACAUGAAUAUUUCCUUGUAGGGAUGCCGGGAAUAGUGAUGGCAAUGGGGCGGGGCGGGGCGGGUACCUCAAUUCUCAUGCCCCGCCCCACGCUAUUACAGGGUGGGGCGGGUAAAACCCGCGCGGGUACGGGGCGCGGCGGGUCGACCCACUCUUAAAUGUCAUUCGAAAAAAAUACAAAUAAAUUUUACUUUUUACGAUAAAGCGAAGGGAAAAACACUUUAAGAAUGAAAAAUAGUGAUAAUAGAAUGGGUAAUUGAGUCUAACAAGUUGAAAGAGUGACUCUAACUAGUUGAUGAAAAGUCAAAAUAGGAGAAAUAUGUAUAGAAAUUGUAAGAAAUUGAGAUAAAAUGAGUCUAGAAUGGGGCAGGACGGGGCAGGGCGGAUCGGAAGUGGAUACCCAUGCCCCGCCCCACGCUACUGCGGGUCGGGUAAUACCCGCCCCAUCGCGGGUCAGGUCGGGUAAUACCCGCGGGGCGGGUUGAAAUUGCCAUCACUAGCCGGGAAUGUAAUUACACAGCGAGUUUAAAAGCUAUUGUUUUUGUUUAAUAAAAAUAUAUGUCGGACAUCGAAAGUAUAUAACUACGAUAUCUCUAAAAUCGUGAGCGCUCGCUUGUACCCUGAAUUUUUUUUUAUAAAGAUGGUAUAGUUCGAUUGCAUUUAUUUAAUUAGCUUUAAUGAAAAUGUUGAUUCUUUAUAUUAUGAUAUUUCAACAAACAUUAACCUAAUCUAUAACUUGUUGCAAUGAAGUCUUUAUUGUGUUUAUCCAUUUUUAGUUCACCCAUUAAAAAUUUCGUACACAAAUGACUAGGUUGGAUCAACUCCGAUAAGCGUGUCCAUCAUGAGCAAGUGAAUUCAAUCAUACGAGAGCAAAACCAACUACUCGAUUUCAUUAUGUUUUCUUGUACAGUCAUCAAAAUCGUGACUUCUUUGUUUUGUUGAUGACUUGAUAUCCAUUAACGAUUGUGGUCUUUGGCUGAGGAUGUGUCAACAAGAAAUACGAUAACCUAUGCAAUCGUUAGUUACAAAUUAAAGAAUAAAUCGUAAUAUCUUCAAUUUUGAUUUUGAAAUAUAUCCUAUUUCUCCACCUUUUUGUAAAACCCUAAAUACUUGUUUCGCAAUUAACUCUUGAUGUCGUUACAACCUCUGGACGAGCAACUCUAUCUCCUAUUCUAGUGAAAUCGUUCUCUUCGGUUGAUAGAUUUUUUCGGGAGUAAGAUAAGAGUUACACCACACAUACUUUCUACAACAAACUAAAAGUUAGCACAUAUGAUUUAAAAUCUACUAGUUUUUUUCAUGUCAAGUUCAUAUUCUCUCGCAAAGCGAGAUCACAAGUAUUAGAAACUAUAUUUACCAUAGCCCUCCAACACGUUAAUCAUGGAUACAAUAUUGAUAGCAAAAUCUAAUAUCAUUAAUUUCAUUGAUAUCGAAGUGAGAUCACGAGUAUUAGAAACGACAUCCGCCACAACCCUUCAACAUAGUAAUUAUCGAUACAAAUUUUAUAGCAGAAUUUAAUGUCGUUUAUAUAAUUGUCCCACUGAAAUAACAUCGAAUUCUGUGGAAAUAGAAAAAAGGAAGAGUAUUUAAACUCAUGAAUUCCUAAUUUUAUUCCAUUAACAUUUAUUCUAAGAAUGGAAAUCUUUUCACAAUUUGACCACAUUGGAUAUUUCCAACAUGCUAUUGAAGGUGAGGAAAUUAAUUAUCGGAUAUGAAAUUUAGAUUUUUUGCCAAAACAAGUCUAGUAAAUUCUUGAAGGGUCAUGAAUUAUUAUUUCUUUUUUCUUCUUCCAUUUUUGGUGAAUUGCCAGUUAUUACUUUACUCAUAGGGUUCUACUUCUAUGCUUAUACAUAUAUAUAUAUGCUAAUGCACCCUUACAAUCAUAAUCAUAUUGAGUUAUAAUAUACAACCUUUGGAUUAUUCAUCUUGAGUUCAACAAACCAUUUGGAAAAACAAAAAAUUCCCUUAUCUUGUAAGUCCCUUUCUCUUUCUCUUUAGUUUGUUUGUCUCUGCACCUUCACACCUUGCAAUUAGAUCUCACAUUUUACCCGUCUUAAGCUUAAUAAAUCGUCUCUGCUGUUACCCACUAAUCCAUUCAAAUUUGUCUGCCAUAAUAUUUUUCUUACUCUUUCUUCUUACAAAGUAAACAAAGUAUCAAAGGGUGGUAAAAUAAAAGUUUAAAUCUUUUGCCCGCUGCAUUUAUCUCUGCUCUUCUCCAACUGUUCAUUUUCUCUAUCCUUUCUUCCCUCCUUCUUUCUCGUCUCAGGAACUAUUUGUUUUUUCAUAAAAAUUUACAUUUGGCGGCUGGGUUUGUAGAUUGCGAAAUUGCACCACCAUUAUCUUGAGUCAAAAAUUAUGGUUUAAUCGUUUCAUAUCGUUAAAAUCCGCCUAUCAGUUUAGUCUUCGAUAAGAGAUGUUUACGGUCGAAUCGUCUCUUCGAUAGAAAGUCUUAUGAUCACAUCACCGAUACGGUAUGAUUCGACAAACACGGCAAACUAAAAAAAAAGGAAUGAGAUAUCAUCUUGCCAACCCAUCCAUGGGGUUUUUAGGUUGCCCUAGUAUAACUUAUGAAUUCACUCGCUUUUGGUUUCAGGAAUUACAGUUUGUGUCAUCUCCCCUCAUUUUUCCAGUGUGUCCUUGUCUGUAUCAAUUUGAUGAAACGACCGUCAAAAGAUCAGAGCUUUUCCCCUUUGUGAACCCAAAACCUGAAACUUUGUUUGCUUUGUUUCUCUUGCUCUGCUUUUGCAUUGAAUUGGAAUAACUAGAACACUGAUUUUGGACUUGGGUUUCUGGAGAAAGGGAGAAAGUUCAGGUCUUUUGAUGGCAGGGUGGUCGAUGUUUGCAAGUGGCCCUUGUUUGGGGAGUGCUGAAGUUAAUCAUAAGCAGAAGACAAUUACCAAACAUGUCGCGAACGACAUUGUUGUUACUGGCAAUAACCCUAAUGACGACGAUGUUGUGAAACUGAGGAAACUGUUUGAUGAGGCUUUUUCAGUUUUCUAUGAUUUGGGUUAUAAUAACGGGGAGUCCAUUAAGCCGGUUCAAGGGUUGCUUGGCGACGGCCAACCUAUUGAUCUGUUCAAGCUUUUCUAUGUGGUUGGAAACAGAGGAGGGUUUGAUUUGGUGAACGGAUGGUGGCAGUUUGUGAUGGAAGAACUAAGGAUGGAUCCCAAGUAUUCGGGUUGCAUUAAGUUGGUUUAUUUCAAGUACUUGUACAACUUGGAAAAGUGGCUGACUCAGAGCUAUAGUUACUGUGAGCAAGGCAGCGAUUCGGGCAAUUUCUCUGUCGAUUUGGAGACCAAGUUCAGGAGCGUUUUGGCGUACGAGGAUGGCAAAAAGAACGGUAGAGUUGCCUCACUAGAACUCAAGAAAAGUGGCGAGGAUGAUGAUGAUGAUGAAGAUGUUAGUGGCGGUUACAAGAGUUAUGUUGACGGCGAUGCUUAUUACCUUGCUCAGAAAGAAUCACGCAAGAGGAAACGCGUUUCGUUAUCUGAAAUGCUUAGCUGGAUGGCUCGGGCUGCAGCAUGUCCCGACGCAGUCAUCUCCAAGUCAAACCAUACUGUGAAAGACAAUGACUUGAAGGCCAUGGCCAUCAAAGCUAGAGAUUUUCUGUUGAGGAGAAAGCCUGUUGAUUCGAAUGUUGUUCAAAAUUGUUCAAAGAACCAGCAAAAGAUGCAUCCAUCCAUGUAUGACGAUAUCAAGGUCGACCAAGCUGUGGAGAAACCAAGAUGCAGAGGAAGACAACCUACAUCAAAAGCAAUUGUUCCAAUUCCAGUUCGUGUCGGUGCUCGAUUCCAGGCUAAAGUUCCUAAAUGGACAGGGGAAGUAUACGAGAGUGACAGCAAGUGGCUAGGAACAACAAUAUGGCCUGUGGAAGAUGCAAACUCUGUCACUGAAGUUCAAAAGAAUCUUGUUGGUAAAGGAAGGCCUGAUUCCUGUAGUUGCCUGGUUCCAAACUCGGUUGGAUGUGUUCGAUUUCACAUUGCAGAGAGAAGGAUGGAACUGAAGCGGGAAUUAGGCCCGGCAUUUUUCAAGGGUGGAUUUAACCACAUGGGAGAAGAACUGUCCCUCAGUUGGACUGCAGAAGAAGAACAGAGAUUCAUGGAUAUGGUGAGAGAUAACCCUCCAUCUCAGGACAAGUGUUUUUGGGAUUAUGCUCAUAGGUAUUUUCCUCAGAAGACGAAGCAAGAGAUGGUCAGCUAUUACUUCAAUGUCUUCCAGGUUCGGCGGAGGAGUUACCAGAAUCGUGUGACGCCGAAAGAGAUUGAUAGUGAUGAUGAUGAAAACCCGUUUGGAUCUUUCACGGAUGGUUUUGGGUACGAUGCGAUCGAUGUUGGUGCUAGAGACGUAUGUUUAGUGAAUCGGGUGCGAAAUGAGUACCCCUAGACAUGAAGAUCAUUCACUGAUGGUUUUGGGUACGAUGCGAUCGACGUUGAUGAUAGAGUUAUAUGUUUAGUGGAUCGGGCGCGCGGAAUGAGUACCCCUAGAUUUGAAGAUUAUUUUCAACAACACAAUACAGUGUGACUGGAAAGUUGGAAACACAUGUUUUUGUUAGAGACAUCAUUCUUCGUUUGAAUUUCAUCAUGACAGCGUUUGAAACUUGGACAUGGUUUACUUACAAGGCAUCCUGACGAGAAUGGAACCGAGAGGGGGGUACUUUUGUUUCAAUCUUCUUUCUUAAUCAAACUGUGGUUUGACUAUGCAAAAUAAGUUGCAAAAUUGUGAAAGAUUCAUAUGAUUGCCUAUGGUGAACUUACUGUUUAUUUUCAGAGGAGAUUAGGGUGAAGAUUCCCCCCUUACAAACCGACUUCUUUUGUAAACUUAGGAUAAUAUUGAAUGUAAAAUUACCAUAUCAUAUUUAGAAGUUAAAUUAUAUAUUAGUAACUGAAGUAUUUCAUCACUAUAUUAUAUUUUUUUUAUAAACAUGUAUAAACCGCGCUAACUAGAUUGACCUUGAUUCAACCAUUCAACGUGUGAUCCAAUUUCUUCAUUCAGCCAUAAGAGCUAGCAACCUUGAAAAGAGCAAUCUUAAGAUUCUUUUCUGUUUAGAGAUCAGUUUCUUGAUUUAUGUUCAAUAGAAAAAAAAAAAAAGAAUCUACCCAAAAUGCAUAAAAUUAAAAAGUACAAAAGCAUACCUGAAAGCUCCAAACUUUACUUUGUUCAAAUAGUUAGUAAUAUAUCAUAUAAAUGUACCAAAAGCUAGUGAAUAUAAUCUAGAUGAAGUGUGGAAAACACCACUUUUCAAGCGUUAUCGCUACCUUACUUAUGAAAAAGGAGUUAUGCGCAUUGGGCGAAGUCUUAGAAACAUGUCAACAUUACAUCUAGUCAAUGGAGUUCGUGAUAUACAACGAUCAUGAGUCCUUUGAAGUACUAUAAGGCACACCACAAGUUAAAUAAAUGGUAUGCUCAUUGGAUGGAGUUCAUUGAAUCUUUUCCUUGUGUUUUGCUAUAAACAAGGUAACAAGGAGUGUUGUUGAGGAAUUAAGUCGCGAUGAUCUUAAUUUUUAGAGAUAUUUAAUUAUAAAGCAUGUGAAAAGCAUGAUGAAGUGAAGUACAUGGAUAUAAGAAGUGAUAUGGGAAAAGUGUGUGCAAAGUGUUUUAAUUGUAAUAAGACCAUAUCAAAAGU
Molecule: messenger RNA, 5768 nt
Organism: Linum trigynum
Lineage: Eukaryota; Viridiplantae; Streptophyta; Magnoliopsida; Malpighiales; Linaceae
Source: the annotation of a GenBank genome assembly